This is a messenger RNA of Sesamum indicum (sesame), 2584 nucleotides long. Its product is annotated as putative receptor protein kinase ZmPK1. The record is from RefSeq and is a predicted model, not a curated record. Lineage: Eukaryota; Viridiplantae; Streptophyta; Magnoliopsida; Lamiales; Pedaliaceae. Gene Ontology annotation, biological process: recognition of pollen; protein phosphorylation. Gene Ontology annotation, molecular function: protein serine/threonine kinase activity; ATP binding.
CAAUUCUUUCUCUAUUCACAUAAAUACACACCACUCCUAUAUCAGUUUCAAUUGGCAGAUACUUCAUCCAGUUAGAGACUGAAACUUUCUCCAAAAUGAGAAGCCUUAUUAUUGAAUCUCUUUAUCUUUUCUUCUUAUUAAGCUCUUUGUCCUCCUUUCCUGUUGCAACUUCAAGAGCUAAUUUCCAGUUGAGGAGGGGUGACUCUAUAUCUGUCGGAAAAGAAUCAGGUUUUAUCACCUCCCCUGAUAAUUCUUUCACUUGUGGUUUCCAUAGCUUGGGAACCAAUGCCUACUGGUUUGCAAUAUGGUUCACCAAUUCCAGUGACAAAACCAUUGUUUGGAUGGCUAAUCGUGACAGGCCGGUCAACAGCAAAGGCUCAAAAGUAACGAUCAGACGAGACGGAACAAUGGUCUUGACGGAUGUGGAUGGCAGUGUUGUAUGGCAGACUAAUACUACUACUACUGAUGUUGCUGCUGCUGAGCUUCUUAACACGGGAAACCUUGUUUUGAAGAACCCACGAGGUGAAAUUCUCUGGCAAAGUUUUGAUUUUCCCACCGAUACUCUUUUGCCUUCUCAAAGAUUCACCAAAAAUACUAGAUUGACAUCUGUAUUAAGAAAGGGGAGUUAUGAAUCAGGCUACUUCAAUUUGUAUUUUGGUAGUGACAAUGUUUUGAGGUUGAUAUCUGACAGCCCAGAUACAUCAACCACCUAUUGGCCAAAUCCGGAUUUUGAUAUUUACACAAAUGGUAGAACAAAUUAUAACAGUAGCAGAAUAGCAGUUUUAGAUGAUAUGGGCAGGUUUUUUUCAAGUGAUCUGUUGCAUUUUAAUGCUUCUGAUUUGGGUUACGGGAUAAAGAGGAGGCUGACAAUGGACUAUGAUGGGAAUCUGAGAGUCUAUAGCUUGAGUGAUUCGACAGGGCUUUGGGAUAUAACAUGGCAGGCUCUUGCACAACCUUGUAACGUUAAAGGUGCUUGUGGAAGAAAUGCGAUAUGUGUUUAUGCACCGGAACCCGUGUGCACAUGUCCUCCUGGAUUUGAGGCGAACAAUCAAAGUAACUGGAAUGAUGGAUGCAAGGCUACAUUCGACCAAACUCUCGUAAAUUCCCGACGAGUGAAAUUCCUGGAGAUCCCUCAUGCUGAUUACUACGGUUUUGAUCUGAAUGCAACAAGUCCUGUUACAUUUGAAACUUGCAGGGAUAUCUGUCUGGAGGAUUUUCGUUGCCAGGCUUUCAGCUACAGACUAUUGGGUCAAGGUUUCUGUUUUGUGAAGAGUGCACUGUUCAAUGGCUAUGCCUCUCCAGAUUUCCCUGCUAGUAUAUAUAUCAAACUACCUGAGAGUUUGGAGACAUCAAAGCCUGAUAUAGUUCAUGCCCCCCCCACGACUUGUGAAUCUAACGAGGCAGAAAUUGUUGUGGGCUCUCCUUCUAUGUAUGAUUUCAGGAACAAGAGGGUAAGAUGGGUGUAUAUCUAUUCAUUUGCUGUGGCACUGGGGGCUAUUGAACUGAUGUUUGUACUUAUAGGCUGGUGGUUUUUGUUCAGAAAGCACGGAGUUCCAGCUUCUGUUGAGGCUGGAUACCGAAUGAUAUCAGGUCAAUUCAGGUGUUAUAACUACUCGGAGCUUAAGAAAGCAACCAACAAUUUCAAGGAGGAGCUAGGACGGGGAGGCUCCGGCGCUGUUUACAAAGGUGUUUUAUCCGACGAAAGAGUCGUGGCGGUUAAGAGAUUGGGCGACAUUUUUCAAGCACAAGACGAGUAUUUUGCAGAAAUCAGCACCCUUGGGAAGAUCAAUCACAUGAAUCUUGUAAGAAUUUGGGGGUUUUGUUCGGAAAGAAGGCACCGGCUGCUGGUCUAUGAAUACCUCGAAAACUUAUCACUGGACAGGCAUCUUUUCGGGCCCAACUUCCUGGGAUGGGAACAAAGAUACGCAGUGGCAUUAGGCACAGCAAAAGGUUUGGCCUAUCUCCACCAUGAGUGCCUCGAAUGGGUUAUCCAUUGUGACGUAAAGCCGGAAAACAUACUUCUCGAUGGUGAAUUCCAGCCCAAGAUUGCUGAUUUCGGGCUGGCAAAACUGUCGCAAAGAGAAGGCCCUGGUUCAGAAUUCACUAGAAUCCGGGGGACAAAAGGGUACAUGGCUCCUGAAUGGGCGCUAAACCUUCCAAUCACAGCAAAAGUGGACGUUUUCGGAUAUGGAGUGGUGAUCCUGGAAAUGGUGAGGGGAAUAAGGCUUUGUAAUUGGGCGGUGGAGGAGGACGAUGAUGAGCAAGAAGCAGCUCUUACGAACUUUGUGCGGAAAACUAAAGAAAAGAUGAAGAGCGGGAACUCAUCUAAUUGGGUGGAAAGUGUUGUGGACUCGAGAUUGGAGGGCAAAUUCAGCAGAAAUCAGGCGGUCACGUUGAUUCAAACCGGCAUUUCUUGCGUGGAGGAAGACAGAAACAAGCGGCCAACCAUGGCUUCUGUAGUGCAAACAUUGCUGGAAUGUGAAGAUGAGACUCAACUUUGAUGGGCAAUUACAGUAUUCAUCUGCGCACUACCCAUUCUUGUGUAAAAAUAGUUUUUUAUUCGGAAGUGAAAAUUUUAUUGCAA